Molecule: messenger RNA, 4723 nt
Organism: Cinclus cinclus
Lineage: Eukaryota; Metazoa; Chordata; Aves; Passeriformes; Cinclidae
Gene: ZFYVE16
Product: zinc finger FYVE-type containing 16
Biological process (GO): endosomal transport; protein targeting to lysosome
Cellular component (GO): early endosome membrane
Molecular function (GO): metal ion binding
Source: RefSeq, a predicted model, not a curated record
CGCGGCUGUGGGUGUCUGACCUCUGGGUUUAAGAAGGCUAAAGCUUCACUCAAACUGUGACUAGAAUGGACAGUUACUUUAAAGCUGCAGUCUGUGACUUGGACAAACUGCUUGAUGAAUUUGAACAGAAUACAGAUGAAUGUGAGUGCUUCAGAACACCUCAAAGUCCAUAUGAGUCAAAGCUUUCUUCAGUCCUGGACUGCUUGGAGCAUGCACACCCCACACCAGGGCAGCCAGAGGAUCCUGCCAGAUGUCCUGCCCCAGAGCAGAGCUCUCUCUGUGCCCCUGCAGGCAUGGGCAGCGUGCUCAGUUACUCCCCACCCAAAGAGAAGGGUGUUGCUGGACCUGACCUUUUGUCCACUCUGGACAGUAGGCCCCUCAGUGAAGCUCAGGCUUUGAAGCUGGGAAGGUGUAGCAUACCUGUGUGUGAUCUAGUUAGUGACACAGCAAAUUUAAUCCACUCAGUGUCUGCUGCUGAGGGGGCUCAGAAGCUGCAGCGGGAUGACCUCCAGGACAUCCAAGGGCCUGCUGGCUGUGACAUGUCUUGUGUCCCUCUUCCUACUUGUGUGACAUCACCUGGCUGCACUGGGGCUGCCAGCACAAGCCACAGUGAUGGGGACUCAGUGUUACAAGAUAUAGGGCAUCUUACAACAGAACAAAGUAAUAAUUUUGCUUUAAAAUCAGAGAAUUAUGCUGCAGGAGCAGUCCUGGGUCUGUGCAAUGAUCACCACAGGACAGAACCUAUGAGGUGCAGUGAAAUACUCGACCACCCUGGACAAGCUGCUGCCCUGGAUACUGAAUGUGUCAUUGUGGCACCACACAGUUUGAAUGCAUACAGUCCCAAAGAUGAGAAAGCCUGUGAAAAGCUGCCUUUAGAAUCACAAGACAACAGCACAUGCUAUGCAGCAAGCACAGAAUUGUGUGGAGGAAAUGCCAUAGGAGAGGUGGACCCAAACAAUGGGAGUAAUGCUGAUUCCAUGCCUUCAGAUCUGCCAAAGAGGCAUCUCUUGCACAACAGCAAUACAACAUCACCUGGAAAUUGUGUCUCACUAGGCUGCUCGUGUCAAAUAGGAGCUGAAGUAGAAUUGGAAAAGAAAGGCACAGAAGAGAAUGUAGAUAAAGAGCUUAAUAGCAGUGAGAUAGUAAGCAGUGUUUCUGGUUCAUGUAUGUCAGCUGAGGAUGUCCAGGCAUCUCUGUCUUGUCUUUCCCUUCCUGUGUCCAUGUGUGGUUCAUCAGUUGUAACAGAAGAAAAGGUUAAUCCUCUACCUCAGAAUGCAGUGGCAGAGGUUAUUAAUGAUCCUGUAACUGUUCAUGCUGCAGAGUCUAAAAUCCACCUCCCUGGCAAGGAAUCCUGUGAAAAUACUAGCUGGCAUCAGCAGGAAGAUUUAACUGAAAUGAAUGAAAGUAUUGCAGAAAAUAGUAAGGAUGGAGAGAAGUGUAGUAAUGAGAAUGUAACUGAUGAUGGUGAUUCUCAGCAAAUCAAAGCCUUUGCUUCUGGUUUUCUAGACCUUGGAGCUGAGCCGUCUGGUGUUGUUGUAGACACUUUUUAUGAUGAGAGCAUGAGCUCUGUUAUGGCUGACUUUACUGUUGAGGAGGAUGUUAUUAAAAGUGAUAUUCUAAUAAGUGAUGCUGAGCUUGAUGAUUUCUUGUAUGGACAAAGUGUGCAAUCCAGUGUGUUGAAGUCAUCAGACAAUGAUGGUAACUUGAUGGAAGCUGAUGCAGAUGGAGGGAAUUUAACAGAUCUGAACACCCUGGAUUUCACAGAGGUCAAUGAAGAAUUUAUGCAAACAAAAUUGGAGGAGAUAAUGAGCAUUGAUAGUAACCUUAAAGCAUCUGUUCCUGGCAGUGAAGUGGAAGCUGCAGCAAAAGUCAGCAUGUCUCACAGCCAGGGCAUGACUGAGAGUGGCAGUGGAGCUGUGGCUUCUGAUGUUUGUACUAAACGUGCUAGACCAAAGCAGUUGCUUGACCUUUCCCAAGGAGCUGCUGGUCAGAAACAACUGAAUAAAAUACAUGAACCUGAAAGAGAAAACCAGGAAUCUGGUUCUGUUACUGCUGAAGCUCCCCUCUCAGACACUGGUGUAAAUGUUGGUAAUUAUUCUGACGCUGGGGAAAGCAGCUCGGAAGCUGGAGGAAGUCAAACAUCUGAAAGCUCUGAAUCGCGUAGAACACCUGCAGUUCUGUCGUGGAAGCAGCCCCUGUGGGUCCCAGACUCUGAGGCACCCAACUGCAUGAACUGCCAGGCCAAAUUCACCUUCACAAAGAGACGACACCACUGCCGAGCCUGUGGCAAGGUUUUCUGUGGUAGCUGUUGCAAACGAAAAUGCAAACUGCAAUACAUGGAGAAGGAAGCAAGAGUCUGCACUGGCUGUUAUGAUGAUAUUAACAGAGCACAGGCAUUUGAAAGGAUGAUGAGUCCAACUGGUCCUGUCCCAAAUUCUAGUGUCUCCUCUGAACAUUCUCCCGCUGUUCCACCGGUGGAGGAGGCCCAGGUACCUGGUAGUGCCAGCUCUCCUUCACCAUCUGCACUGUUGCCCAUCUCAGCCCUUAAACAACCUGGUCCUGAAGGGCUGUGCCCCAGAGAGCAGAAGAGGGUUUGGUUUGCAGAUGGUAUUUUGCCCAACGGUGAGGUGGCAGACACAGCAAAGCUGUCCUCAGGAGCAAAGAGGUCUCAGGACUCCAGCCCAGUGAACGUGGAGCUGCCAGAGACACCCAUGGCUGCAAACACAGAGGAAGAUGACCUGAUAACUGAAUUAAACCAAAAACUGAAGGAAGAAAUAGAUAAGAUUACAAGAAUGGAGGAAUUGCAUCCUUCUGUUCUUUCAGAUGGUGCACAGCAGGCCAUUCCAGGGCAGAGUGAGGUGGCACCUGGUUACAAAUCUGCCCCUCUAGGAAGUGAAGAGUAUUCCCCUGCAGCCGCUGAGAAGAGCAGUCCCAGUUCAAUGGAGCAGAGCACACGGGGUGUGCCUGUCACUGCUUCAAGUUACAGAGCACUGUGUGGGGUAGAAAACUGGGUGCCAUGAGAGAUCAGCCUUCUUCCUGAUGGUGAUCAGCUGCCACCACUUCUGCUUGCACUGGCUGAAAAGGGGACAGAUCUUCUGGUGGAGGAACAUCCAUGUCACCAAAAGGUCACCUUGCUGCUUGGGGAAGGAGGUCCUAAUCCACUGACUUUUAUUCUAAAUGAAAACCUGCUUUUCAAUGUGAAGCUAAUAACAUAUUCCUCAGAAAAGUGCUGGUGCUUCUCAACAAAUGGUCUGCAUGGUUUGGGUCAGGCAGAAAUUGUCAUUCUGUUGUAGCGUUUGCCAGAUGAAGAUGUAUUCCCUAGUGAAAUAUAAUUAUUUCUUGACAUCUAUAAAGAUGUAAUGAAAGCAAAGUUCAUAAAAAAUAUGGAAAACAUUACUUCCACAGAAAACUUUCUCAGCAACAAAGAGCAUGGAGGAUUCCUGCUUGUUUCACCAAUUUUGCAGAAACUUGAUGAACUGAUUUUACCAGAUAACCCUUUUUGUUGUGGUAUUCUUAUCCAUAAGGUGGAAAUACCCUGGGCAAAAGUGUUUGCAAUCCGUUUGAUGCUGAGACUGGGAGCAGAAUAUGGGGCCUAUCCAACUCCUCUGGUAAGUGUCAGGCACUGGAAGCCACUCUUUGGAGGCAUUGGGCACAUGAUUAUUAAACUACUUGUUGACCUUAGAAAUUACCAGUAUACUUUGCAUGCCAUAAACAACCUGUUUGUUCAUGUGGAAAUGGGUAGAAACUGUAUUAAAAUACCUUUAAGGAAGUACAAUGAGGUGAUGAAGGUGAUCAGUUCCUCUAAUGAGCAUGUAAUUAGCAUUGGAGUUUAGUUUUAGUUUUUAGCAUGAAGUUUUAACACUGAGGCAGAUUCUCACCUGGUGUGUGUGCAGAACAAGCAGGGCCUCUAUCAGACACAGGCCAUCAGUGCCAUGGGACAGCCCAGGAAAGUUAGAGGUGUAAGUUUUGUAGUGUUUAAUGGAGCCUUAGAAACAUCUUCAGGAUUUUUAGCUAAAUCCAGUAUAGUUGAAGAUGGACUAAUGGCACAAAUAACACAAGAAACAAUGGAAAGCCUACGUCAGGCAGUAAGAGAUAAGGACUUCAAAAUAACCUGUGAAGAAAUGGAUGCAGGGGACAAGAAAGAAUACGUAGAUAUUUGCUGGGUAGAAAAUGAAGAGAAAACAAACCGAGGUUGAUGGAUUUUUUUUUUUCCAGUUGAUGGAAAAUCAAUGGAAGGAAAUCAGAGUGAAAAAGCACCACAGUACAAAGACUUCGAAAGAGAGGGGAAAGUUAUUAAGUGCACUGAAGUUUACUGUUUUGCAAAGGAUCAUGAACAAUCCAGUGCUGUUGCCCACCAGUUUGCAAAAGAGAUUGCCGUUGCCUCCAACACUGCUCUUUGCCCUCACCUUAAAACCUUGAAAAAUAACGGGAUGAGUAAGAUAGGACUCAGAGUUUCUAUUGACUCAGACAUGGUUGAAUACUUAGCAGGAUCUGGAGGGCAUGUUCUUCCACGGAACUACCUGAAUGACUUGGACAGUGCUCUGAUUCCUGUGAUUCAUGGUGGAAUGUCACAUCCUGCAGCUCUGCCACUGAAAAUGGAAUUAGUAUUUUUCAUUAUAGAACACCUGUUUUGAUGAGGCGGAUUACACUCAUAUACUGAUUUGCUAGAUCUGAACACCAAAGCUGUAAUGCUACAAACUAAAAAUGUUACAAAGUUUCUAAA